This is a messenger RNA of Asparagus officinalis (garden asparagus), 8647 nucleotides long. RefSeq names its product protein SABRE-like. NCBI's taxonomy places the organism in Eukaryota, Viridiplantae, Streptophyta, Magnoliopsida, Asparagales, Asparagaceae. The transcript is spliced from 23 exons. The record is from RefSeq and is a predicted model, not a curated record. The coding region runs from base 262 to 8163 and encodes 2633 amino acids.
UCCACGCCCUCCUCAUGUCGUCAGAUUCGCAAUAACCGGAGCAACUCCCCUCCGCUCCGAUCGCUAACCCCCGAUUCUCCACAAACUCACAUAAAAACCUCGAAACGCGAGCCCUAAUGUCCUUCCGAUCCCAAAAAAGGAAAAAAAAAUAAUCACAUUUCCCCCCCUCUCAGGCCUUUGUUCUUCUUCUUAGGGAAUUUUUCUUUGUUUUUGUGGUGAAUGGCGUAGAUUUUUGACCGUGAAGACUGAGGUAUUUUUGAGAUGGCGUCUUCGGCCGUCAAGUUGUUGUUCGCGCUCAUUGUUUUCCUCUCCGUCGGCUGGAUCGCCUUCGUAUUUGCGGCAAAGUUAUUGACAUGCUUCUUGAGCCGGAAACUACGGUCAUCUGUUGAGUUUCAUGUUGCUGGAUGCAAUUGUCUAAGGGAUGUUUCUGUGAAGUUCUCCAAGGGUUCCGUUGAAUCUGUAUGUAUUGGUGAAAUCAAGCUCAGCCUCUGCAAAUCACUGGUCAACCUGUGGUUCAGUUUCAUUUCUGGGGACCCAAAGUUGAAUUUAUUGAUAUGCGAUCUAGAAGUUGUUUUACGGCCUCCUGAGCGAAGUACUAUAAAGAGUAAAUCCCCAAGUAAACCUCCCAGGUUGCGCUCAUCUGGCAAAAGAAAGUGGAUCCUUGUGACUAAUGUAGCGAGAUUUCUCUCAGUUUCCGUGACUGAAUUGGUUGUGAAGGCACCAAAAGCUGGCAUUGAGAUCAAAGAUCUGAGUCUAGAUAUAUCCAAAUAUGGUGGACCUAAUCCUAUUCUAAAUGUCAAGCUGAAUGUUAAUCCUUUAUUUGUCCAGAUAUGUGAAUCACACAGUAGUUUUGAUAAUGCUGGUUUUGACCAAGGAGAGUGCUUUCUUUCUGGAAAUACUAGCUCAAAUUUUGCAGAAAAGGACUCAACACCUUUUGUGUUUGAGAGUUUAUCACUUGUUUGUGACCUUGGUCAUGAUAGGGAACAAGGGAUUGGGAUCAAGAACCUAAAUUUGACAAGUGGUGACGUCACUAUAAAUUUGAAUGAGAACAUGUUUAUUAAAAGAAAAAAGAAAUCAGAGGCUUCUGUUGGAGCUGAUAUCAAAGAUAGCUCUACUUUGGACGUGACAGAAGCCAAAAAGUCGGAAAACAAUAAGAUAUCAUCUCUACUGAAGAAGCCUAUAGUUCCGGAAAAGGUUAGCUUCAAUUUGCCUAAGUUAGAUGUGAAGUUUAUGCACCUGGGUCAAGAUCUUUCUGUUCAGAACAAUGUGAUGGGCAUCCAUUUGAGAUAUUGUAAAAGUACAUCAGAUGGAGAUUCUGGGGAAACGGCAACACGUUUUGAUGUUCAAAUGGAUUUCAGCGAAAUUCAUCUUCUCAGAGAAGGCACUAAUUCUAUGUUGGAGAUUCUCAAAGUUGCUGUUAUAGGUUCAAUUGAUGUUCCAAUUCAACCGCUUCAACCAGUUAGAGCUGAGAUUGAUGUCAAGCUUGGUGGAAUGCAAUGCAACUUAAUUGUUAGCAGACUGGAGCCCUGGCUUGGCUUUCACUUCUCAAAAAAGAAAAAUAUGGUACUUCAUAAUGAGACUUCACGCAAAGAACGGACUCAGGUGGGUAAAACCAAGACUAUCACGUGGACAUGUACUGUUUCAGCUCCAGAAAUCACUAUUGUGCUGUACGGGCUCAACGACUUACCAUUAUACCAUGUCUGCUCACAAUCAUCUCAUCUGUUCACAAAUAAUGUAGCAAGUAAGGGCAUUCAUGUACAUGCUGAACUUGGUGAAAUCCGUUUGCACAUGGCUGAUUAUUAUCAAGAAAGUUUAAGAGAGAGUUUGUUCCCUGUGGAAAUCAACUCAAGCUCAUUAAUGCACAUUGAAGGGCUUAUUCUCAAUUUUGGACAUCGAGAAGUAGAAUCCCAUGAGGAACAAGGUCCUAAUAACUGGAAAUUAAUGUUUGAUGUUGAUGUAACUGGAGUGGGAGUGUGUAUUGGUUUUCACCAUGUUGCAUCUGUUACUUCGACCUUGCUUUCCUUUAAGGCACUGUUAAAAAGUUUAGUUGGUUCAGGGAAAAAAGCUGUAAAGAGCAAAGUUGCACGUUCUAGCAAAGUAACUUCCAAAGGGACACAGAUUGUGAAGCUAAAUAUUGAAAAGUUUUCAUUUAAUUAUUGGGGUCAUGUGAUUGCAGCGGAUAUAGUUGUUGCAGACCCUAAGCGUGUAAAUUAUGGUUCACAGGGUGGUGAAACAAUAAUUACUGUUUCUGCUGAUGGCACACAGCGUACUGCAAGCGUAACAUCUACUGCCCCUAAUGGUUGCAAGAAGCUAAAGUUCUCCAUAUCUCUUGAUACAUCAAAUUUCAAGGUUUGUUUAAACAAGGAAAAACGUUCUGUUCAAAUUGAUCUUGAAAGUGUGAGAUCAAUCUUCCAGGAGUAUUCUGAAGAUAAUAAGUCUGGUGCAAAGUUGACUCUAUUUGACAUGAAAAAAGCAAAGUUUGUGCGUCGCUCUGGUGGCCUCAAUGAGGUAUCUGUCUGUUCUCUGGUCAAAGUAACUGAUAUAGCAGUCAGAUGGGAACCUGAUUUUCAUUUGGCAGUAUUUGAAGUCAUGACCUCUUUGAAAUCAGUUGUGCACAACGCACGGAACCAGCUUUCUGAUAACGAAGAUUUGAGUUCUCAAAACAGAGAAUCUGAAAAAGAAGUUAUGUUGGAACAGGAAAAGUCUGAUAAGAAUUGCAAGAAAAAGGAGCCGGUUAUUGCCCUUGAUGUGGAGAUGUUAACAGUUUCUGCUGAGCUUGCAGAUGGUGUGGAAGUAGCAAUUUGUGUGCAAUCUAUCUUCUCUGAGAAUGCAAGAAUAGGCGUAUUAAUCGAAGAGGUUAUGCUGAACCUUAAUGACACCAGACUUUUUACAAGUAACCGAAUGCAGAUUUCUCGAAUUCCUGUAUCUGUUUUGAGUACUUCAAAUGACACAAAGGUACAGUCUGUGACCACAUGGGAUUGGGUGAUUCAGGCUCCUGCGGUUCAUAUUUGGCUUCCCUAUAGGUUGCAGUUACGUGCUAUAGAUGAUGCAGUAGAGGAUACAUUAAGAGGUUUGAAACUUAUUGCUGCUGCUAAAACCACUCUUUUAUUUCCUAUGAAAAAGAGUUCAAAGAAAUCCAAAACAAAGUCUACGAAAUUUGGAUCUGUUAGAUCAAUCAUACGUAAAUUUACAAUAGCUAUGGAGGAAGAACCCAUACAAGGCUGGCUUGAUGAACAUUACAAUCUGAUGAAGAGUGAAAUUUCUGAGUUAAGUGUUCGAUUGAGGUUUCUUGACGAGUUUGUUUCCAUUGGGAAGUCUGGAGGUUCCACACCAACUGAACCACACACUGAAAGGAAGUUUGUUCAUAAUGGAAUUGAAAUUGACAUGUCCAAUACAGCAGCUAUUAAAAGCCUGCAAGAUGAAAUCCAUAAGCAGGCAUUUCAGUCUUAUUAUCAGGCAUGUCAGAAAUUAGAGUUAUCAGAAGGCUCAGGAGCAUGCCUGAGCGGCUUUCAGUCUGGUUUUAAACCGAGCACAAAUAGAGCUUCAGUUCUAACGAUUUCUGCCGUCAACUUAGAUCUAACUCUUACCAGCAUUGAAGGUGGUAAAGCUGGAAUGGUUGAGUUCAUAAACAAGAUGGAUCCAGUCAGCUUAGAUAAUGAGAUACCAUUCUCCCGGACGUACGGAGGAGAUAUUUCUUUGAACGCUGGAUCUUUGACCGUCCAACUUAGAGACUAUAUGUAUCCAGUCUUCUCUGGAACAGAGGGUAAAUGUCAAGGACGUCUUGUACUUGCACAACAGGCUACUUUCUUCCAGCCUCAAAUUGAGCAAGAUGUUUUUAUUGGGAAAUGGUGGAAAGUUCGCAUGUUACGUUCAGCAAGUGGUACAAGUCCACCAAUGAAAACAUAUAUGGAUUUGCCAUUAUAUUUCCAUAGAGCUGAAGUAUCCUAUGGAGUGGGAUAUGAACCAGUAUUUGCAGAUGUAAGCUAUGUAUUUACAGUAGCUCUACGCAGAGCUAUUCUUGGAACAAGGGGUAACAAUCCAAUGGCGAAUCAGCCACCUAAGAAAGAACGCAACUUACCAUGGUGGGAUGAUAUGAGGAACUAUAUUCAUGGGAAAGUUGGUUUACAUUUCACUGAGACAAAAUGGAUUUUGCUUGGAACAACCAACCCUUAUGAGAAGUUUGAUAACAUUCAGAUUAUUACAGGUUGUAUGGAAAUCCUACAGUCAGAUGGUCAUGUAUCUCUUUGUACAAAGGAAUUCAAGGCUUAUGUAAGUAGUCCGGAAAGUUUUGUAAAGAAUUGUAGUUUGAAGCUUCCAUGCUGUGACUCUCGACCUUUUCUUCAUGUUCCUGCAUUUUCUGUUGAUGUUACUCUAGAAUGGGAAUGUGACUCAGGUUCCCCUCUUAAUCAUUUCUUACAUGCACUUCCAAGAGAAGGUAAAACACGGGAUAAGGUCUUGGAUCCUUUUCGUUCAACUUCUCUCUCACUGAAGUGGAAUAUUUCUUUAAGACCCUUUACCUCUGCAAAGGCUGAACCUCUCUUGUCCACUAGUGCGGAAGAAAAUGCACUAGUAGAUGGAUCCAUGCAUGAUGCUUCGCAAAGUUUGGUUAGUACCUCAUCAGAUUCCCCAACAGUGAACUUGAGAGUGCAUUACCUUGUUUGGUUGUUUAAAUGGUGGAAUUUGGUUUAUCUUCCUCCUCAUAAGCUUCGUUCUUUCUCACGAUGGCCACGUUUUGGAGUUCCUAGGGUUGUCAGAUCUGGCAACUUAGCAUUAGAUAAAGUUAUGACUCAAUUUUUUCUUCGCAUUGAAGCUACGCCAACUUGCAUUAAGCACAUGCCUUUAGGAGAUGAUGAUCCAGCUAGUGGUCUGACAUUUGAAAUAAAGAAGAUGAAAGUGGAGCUCUGUCAUAGUCGUGGAAAAGAGAAGUUUACCUUUGAGAGUAAGCGGGACCCUCUUGACAUUGUGUACCAGGGGGUUGACCUUAAUAUGCUGAAGGUGUACUUGGACAGAAGCAAUGCUGCUUCUAUAACUCAAGAUAUGAAAGCAACUAAAAGUUCUCAAACUGCAGAUAAGUUUAACGAAAAAUCCCAGUAUAUAAGUGGUUGCACCGAGAAAUGCCGCGAUGAUGGUUUUCUUUUAGAUUCAGAUUAUUUCACUAUACGAAAACAAUCACCUAAGGCUGAUGGCUCAAAAAUUUUGGCUUGGCAGGAAGAUGGUAGGGCAAGUGCUGAGAUGACCCGUACAAAAUCUGAGUUAGAGAUGGGGAGUGAGAGUGACCAUUUGCAAUCUUAUCUUAGUGAUGAUGAUGAUGGAUUUAAUGUAGUAGUGGCUGACAAUUGCCAGCGAGUUUUUGUUUAUGGCCUUAAACUUUUGUGGACUAUUGAAAAUAGGGAUGCUAUUUGGUCCUUGAUUGCUGGUAUUUCUAAAGCGUUUCAGCCUCCGAAGCCUUCUCCUUCACGACAGUAUGCAAAGAGAAAGUUGUUAGAAGAGCAGCAAAUUGCUGAGGAAAAAUUGUCUCAUCAUGAUGUUUCUCAUGAUGAUGCUGUUAAUCCAUCUUCGUCUGCAUUUCAUGCUACAGGUUCCCCUUCCCUUCGAAAUGUUGAGCCUCUGGGUACACACCCCAUAGUUUCUCCAUCUUCAAAAUUGGAAGUCUUGAGUACUGUAGCUGUGGAUCCUGGCGAAAUUGGGGAUUCUGAGGAGGAGGGGACACAGCACUUCAUGGUUAACGUUAUUCAGCCUCAAUUUAAUUUGCAUUCAGAAGAAGCUAAUGGCAGGUUUCUGCUUGCAGCAGCUAGUGGCCGUAUUUUGGCUCGUUCCUUUCAUUCAGUUGUCCAUGUUGGUUCGGAGAUGAUCCAGCAAGCUCUUGGUACCGGCAGUGUCUCCAUUUCAGAAACUGAACCAGGAGUGACUUGGAAAAGAGCGGAGCUUUCUGUAAUGCUUGAGCACGUUCAGGCUCAUGUAGCACCAACUGAUGUUGACCCUGGUGCUGGACUUCAGUGGUUACCCAAAAUUCAUAGGAGCUCACCAAAAGUAAACCGUACAGGUGCAUUACUUGAAAGAGUAUUUAUGCCCUGUCAAAUGUACUUCCGCUACACUAGGCACAAAGGUGGUACGCCAGAAUUGAAGGUGAAGCCUCUGAAGGAGUUGAAGUUCAAUUCUCCUAAUAUUACAGCAACAAUGACAUCCCGCCAAUUUCAGGUUAUGAUGGAUGUGCUAAGCAAUCUUCUCUUUGCCAGACUUCCGAAACCUCGUAAAAGUACGAGUGAUGAUGAUGAUGAUGAUGAUGCAGAGGAAGCUGAUGAGGUGGUUCCAGAUGGUGUUGAAGAGGUUGAACUUGCGAGAAUCAGCAUUGAACAAAAAGAAAGGGAAAGAAAGUUAAUCCUUAAUGAUAUAAGGACACUAUCAGUUAGUAGUGAUAUUCCUAGUGAGACUGCAUGUUCAGAAAAUGAUGGUGAAUUGUGGAUGAUUACUGGUGGAAAAUCAAUACUGGUAAAUAGACUGAGGAAAGAGCUGGGUAGUAUACAAACCUCUCGAAAAGCUGCAUCCUCCACUCUGAGAUUGGUUCUGCAGAAAGCUUCACAGUUACGAUUAAUGGAGAAAGAAAAGAACAAAAGCCCUUCCUUUGCGAUGAGUAUUUCCCUGAGAAUCAGCAAGGUAGUGUGGAGCAUGCUUGCAGACGGUAAAUCCUUUGCUGAAACUGAGAUAAACAAUAUGAUCUUUGACUUUGAUCGUGAUUACAAAGAUAUGGGCGUUUGUCUGUUCACUAUGACAUCCUUUGUUGUGAGAAACUGCCUGCAAAAUUCGAAGUCUGAUACAGUGUUAGCUGCCUGGAAUGCACCUUCUGAAUGGGGAAAAAAUGUUAUGCUCCGUGUCAAUGCCAAACAGGGAGCUCCAAAGGAUGGAAAUUCACUACUUGAACUUUUACAGGUGGAGAUAUACCCAUUGAAGAUACAUUUGGCAGAAUCAAUGUACAGGAUGAUGUGGGGGUACUUCUUUCCAGGAGAAGAACAAGAUUCACAGAAACGGCAGGAAGUCUGGAAAGUUUCAACAAAUGCUGGUGGAAAACGGGUAAAGAAAAGCACAUCUGGCGCUGACACAAAUGCCUCAAGUAACCAAUUGACAAGAGAAUUUGAGAUUACAAAAAAAUCUGGUUCUAAUUCAAAAGCCUCCCUGAUCUCUGGUACUUCUAGCCAUAGUGAUUCUUCUCAGGGGUUGAAGUUACCAAAAACAAAAAGAAACAGUGUGUCUAGUUCCAAUCCAGAGUUUCAACCUACAUCAUCAGUUGAUAGAUCAUGGGAAGAAACCGUGGCGGAAUCAGUAGCUGAUGAACUUGUUUUGCAAAGUUUUGUUGCAAAAGGUGGUCCUCUGAGUUCUGCUCCAGAAAAUCAACAAGCCGCUAAUGAGGACACAGUCAAAAGUAAAACAAAAGAUUCCAAGAAGGUUGGGAAGGCUCAGGAUGAAAAUAGAGACAAGUCGCGGAAGCAAACGGAAUUUCGUAAUAUCAACAUCAGCCAGGUUGAGUUGCAGCUUACGUAUGAGGGUUCAAGGUUUGCAGUCAGUGACAUGAGGCUGUUGAUGGAUUCAUUUCAUCCUGAUGAUUUCACAGGCACCUGGCGAAGGCUAUUUUCACGAAUUAAAAAACACAUAAUAUGGGGAGUUCUAAAAUCAGUGACAGGAAUGCAGGGAAAAAAGUUCAAAGCCAAAACCCAAAACCUGAAGGAGUUGCAAGCAGAUAUUGUACCUGAUCUCAAUGUUGGCGAUGUUGAUGGUGGUCAACCUGGGAAAUCUGAUCAACUCCCUCUAACAUUUGCCAAGCAUCCAAUGGACGGAGCUGGUGAUGGAUUUGUCACCUCCGUAAAAGGGUUGUUUAAUAAUCAGCGUUCCAAAGCAAAGGCAUUUGUUUUGCGAACUAUGAGAGGAGAGGCAGACAAUGAGUUGCAAGGCGAAUGGAGUGAGAAUGAUCCUGAAUUUGCACCCUUUGCUAGGCAACUUACGAUAACAAAAGCAAAGAAGCUAAUACGAAGGCACACAAAGAAGUUCCAUUCAAAAGCAGAGCAGACUUCAGGGACUGCAUUACAGGAGCAAGAGUCACAUCCAUCGUCACCAAGAGAGACUUCACCGUUUCAAAGUGACUCGUCUGAUGAUUCAUCCCAAGAAGACUGAAAUUAUUAGUAGUUCUUAGUCUAAAAUUCUUGUGACAGAAAUCAUUGUUAAGAGUGAAUCUCUCCACGUGAAUUGUGCGGAAACCCUAGUUUGUUAAAGUGGGGGUGCUUUUUGCUUACCAAGAGCGAAUCUCAUGUCGAUAUACUACUACAAGUUUCAAGAAGGCUUUAACCGUUGUUGCGUGCUCUCAUCAGGAGUGCUAAUGCGAGCAACAAUGGGUAAACAGCAGUAAGGGAAAUAGUGCAUCUGCAUAUACAAGGACAUGAGCACCUAUUAGGAUCAACAUUCCUCUUUCUUGUGUAUGUAAUGUCGACGUUUAUACCUGCACUAUAACAUGUCUGUCCUAUUGACCUACACGCUAGUUUUUCUCAUAGGCCCCAAUUUUUGGUACUUUUUUUUUUUGAAAGAACUCAGUUGUAUCUUAAUAAAUUAAUUAAAAAGUGAUGGCUCUUAGUUUCUCCCCAUUCUGAGCCAGAUUCUUUUU